Molecule: messenger RNA, 1936 nt
Organism: Cuscuta campestris
Lineage: Eukaryota; Viridiplantae; Streptophyta; Magnoliopsida; Solanales; Convolvulaceae
Source: the annotation of a GenBank genome assembly
GAAAAAAGAUAUCUUGUGAUAUUUUUCUUUAAUGAUCUUCUCAUACUAAUGCACAUAAGAGCAUUGAAAUUUAAAAAUAAAAGUGGAACAAAAAUAUAUGAUAAUUAGAAUGAUGAUACACAGAACAAUCAACUUGUUGAACAAAGCUUUCGCAAACCCAUUUCUGAAGUGACAAGUCGCAACAAUACGUGAACCAGCUCUCUCACCUUGGCUUCCCUGGCCAGAUAAAAUAGUUUUCGAGGAUGUCGAGUUCGGGUUCGGGGUCUCACUUUGCCAUGCCUAAGUUCGAUGGAAAGAGUAGCUUCACUCUUUGGCAAAGAAGGAUGAAGGAUCUCCUUGUGCAUUUGGGUUUGUCUAGAGCCCUUAAAGGAGAUGAGGCGAAGCCGGAGAAAAUGAGUGACAAUGAUUGGCAGGAGUUGUGCGAGAAGUGUGUCAGUACUAUCCGGUUGUGCAUUGCAAACUCUGUCGUUAAUUGUGUUAUUGACGAGGAGUCUCCGGCGGCGAUAUGGGAGAAGUUGGAAAAGCUGUACAUGGCAAAAAGCUUGACCAACAAGCUUCUUUUGAAGAGGCGGUUGUAUCGGUUGCGGAUGGAGGAUGAGGACACCUUGGUUGGACACAUGAAUGUGUUCAAUGGUUUAAUAGACGAGCUGAAACGGGUUGAUGUUAAAAUCAAUGAGGAGGAUCAGGCAUUGCUUCUCCUUAAUUCUCUCCCAGAUUCCUAUGAGGUUUAUGUGGAUACCAUAUUGUGCGGCAAGGACACGAUUACCUUGGAGCAAGAACAAUCAGCUUUGUUGUCGUUUGAUGCGAAGAGGAAAGACAAAGCUGGGGUACGGAGUGACGAUGCAGUCGCGGCGAUUGCUCAUGGGGGUGGGAGAUGUCGUUCGUCUAUUAGGGACUACAAAUCAAAGCACGGGAGGUUUAAGUCCCAGAACGCACCUAAGAACGAGGUGCAUUGUUACAAGUGUGGCGAGCUCGGGCAUAUUAGGAGGGAUUGUCCUAAGAAGCGUGAGGGGAAAAAUGAUGCCAACUUGGUUCGAGAUGGAGAGACUGGUAGUAGUUCUCUUGGAAAUGAAAGUGACGAAUUGUUCAUGGUCGCUAACGGUUAUGAUGAAGCUUCCGGCAAUGAUUGGGUGCUUGAUUCUGCAUGUGUGAGUCACAUGUGCUCAAGGAAGGAACAUUUUGAGAAACUUCAGGAAGGCAUGACUAAGAUUUUGAGGUUAGCGGAUAACUCGACGGUGGCGGUCAUGGGUGUUGGAGUUGUGAAAAUGAAAAUGUUCGAUGGGGUGGUGAGGACUUUGGGUAAUAUGGCGUACGUUCCCAAGUUGCGGUGGAAUCUCAUCUCACUUAGUCAAUUGGACUCCGAGGGGUACGAGUACAAGGCUCGCGGGGAAGUGGUUAGAGUGACUAAGGGUAGCACAGUUGUGAUCAAGGGGGAGCUAGAUCACGGUUUGUAUCGUAUGGUGGGUCAUAUGGCUAAAAGCGGCUCAGAUCAUAAAAGUAGUCGUCGUGUCUCGUUCGUGGAUGAGGCGACAAUGGUUCAUGGCUUCUAGGCAUACCUUGAUAUGACUAGUUCACUAAAGGAAGGGAAAAGAACGAUCAAAUGCAAAUGGUUUGCACGAUUCUCCUGUACAAGGCCACUCUUUAAUUUUGGGUGUAAAGGAAGAAAUGAUGCACUAUCUGAUUGAAGCACAAGACAAGCCAGCUCCUGGAGAACAAAAAGAACUUCUUCUAAUCUUGCUGCAGGCAGUGGACAAUCCCCUAAAAUUUAAGGUUUCAAGGUAUGACACAACAUAAAUGGGAGACAAAUAAUUCAGACCAUGGCGUAAGUAAAUGUUUUACCUAGUUCAUUCUCAUCCUUCAAAAAUUUAUCUAGUAUAUAUUCACAUCUGAUCAACAAUGUUCCAAUUGAGAUUUUGCUAACUUCGGAACUGGUUGA